GUUCCAGUCAUCCGGUAAACACCUCCCUCUUCCUUCCUCUUCCCCCUCCCAUCUUUGCAUCCAGAUUCAUAGCCUUCUUUCACUUCUAUUUCUUUCUUAUUCUCUUCUCUUCUCCUCUCCUCUCCAAUUAAAACUGCAUUUCCUUUACUUUUAUUAUAGAUUCCAUUUCCCAUUUCCCAUUUCUUCUUCAGCCCCAUUUUCUGGUCCUUACAUGGAAGUUUCUUCUUCCUCUACAACCCCUCGCCGCUCCUUCCUCCGUUACUGUCACUGUAGUUUCUUCCGACGUUGUUGUCGCUGUUUCUGUUGCUUCUACUCCUAUCCCUAAUUUCCCUUCCAAUUCCUUUUCUUCUUUUUCUUCUUCUUCAUCAUCAUUAUAUUCUGUUUUUAGGGUUUAUGGAUUUUCGCCACGCUCCCUCGGAUCUUUCCUUCCGCUUAAGUUCUCAUACCACAUCUUCCAUAUCUAGAAGUUCAACUGGGGACAAUUCCAGCUAUUUGUGUUCGACGGGUUCCAAUUCCUCGUACCCAUCGGAUUUCCGUCAGCAAAAGGAUGAGAAAUUCGAUUUGCUGAAGGGGGUUGUGGACGAUGAUAGCGACGACGAGAAGUUUAGUCUUCUAGGGCAACCCCUGCGCGUGAAGAGACAGAGGGAUGCUCAUUCAUUUCUUGAUCAGGAUUCUGCGAAACGGGCUGCGGUCAAGGAUGAAGCGAGCCUUGAGACGAGACGAGCUUCGGUUAAGGAAUGGGGGAAUCAGUCGCUUCGAAUUGCUGACCCGGAAAUUCAUAAUAUUAUGCUGAAGGAGAAGGAGAGACAAUAUAAGGGUAUUGAAUUAGUUGCUUCGGAAAAUUUUGUGUGUAGGGCUGUGAUGGAAGCCUUAGGCAGCCACUUGACGAAUAAGUAUUCUGAGGGAAUGCCCGGCGCUAGAUACUAUACGGGUAAUCAGUAUAUAGAUGAGAUUGAAUUGCUUUGUUGUGCGAGAGCCUUGGCUGCUUUUGAUCUCGAUUCUGAGAAAUGGGGUGUGAAUGUCCAACCAUACUCUUGUACAUCAGCAAAUUUUGCUGUGUAUACAGGUCUUUUGUCUCCGAAGGAUCGAAUUAUGGGUUUGGAUUCAGCAUCCGGAGGGCAUCUUAGUCAUGGGUAUUAUUCUCCUGUUGGGAAAAAAAUUUCAGCGACUUCUAUUUUCUUUGAGAGUUUUCCAUAUAGAGUGAACCCCCUAACUGGGUAUGUUGAUUAUGAUAAGCUUGAAGAAAAGGCGCUCGAUUAUCGUCCGAAAAUACUCAUCUGUGGAGGAAGUUCGUAUCCACGCGAGUGGGAUUAUGCUAGGUGUAGACAGAUCGCGGACAAAUGCGGAGCGGUUUUGAUGUGUGAUAUGGCCCAUAUAAGCGGUCUGGUGGCAGCCAAGGAAUGUGCUAGUCCGUUUGAAUAUUGUGAUAUAGUUACUUCAACAACACACAAAAGUCUUCGAGGGCCCAGAGGAGGAAUCAUAUUUUUCAGGAGGGGUCUAAAAUCAAGGAAGCAAGGCGUGCUUCUAACUCAUGGAGAUGACAAUUGCAAUGCCACUUAUGAUUUUGAGGACAGGAUAAACUUUUCUGUCUUCCCAUCGUUACAAGGGGGUCCCCAUAAUAAUCAUAUUGCUGCCCUCGCCAUAGCGUUAAAGCAAGUAGCUUCUCCUGAGUAUAGAGUAUAUAUUCGACAGGUGAAGAAAAAUGCGCAGGCUUUAGCAUCAGCUUUACUAAGAAGAAAUUGCAGAUUGGUAACUAAUGGUACUGACAAUCAUUUGUUGCUGUGGGAUCUUACUCCUUUGGGACUAACAGCCAAGAAUUAUGAGAUGAUCUGCGAGGCAUGUCAUAUAACAGUCAACAAGAGUGCCAUCUAUGGUGACAAUGGAGCCAUUUCCCCUGGAGGAGUGAGGAUAGGCACUCCUGCAAUGACGACUAGAGGCUGUCUAGAGGCUGAUUUUGAGACAAUAGCUGAGAUUCUUCUUAAAGCAGCUCAUAUCACAAAAAUAGUCAUUCGUAGAGGAAAGCUUGGAAAAUUACAUAAAGAUAUCAUGAAGAAUCUACAAAACAACAAAGAUAUUGUGGAGCUUCGGAACCGGGUCGAGACCUUUGCUGCUUCAUUUGCAAUGCCAGGAUUUGAUAUUUGAAUAUGUGAGCUUCUUGCUUGCUGCUAUAUACAACCACUUCAUUUGGUCACACUAAACAUUGAAUUCAUGUCCUUGUAAAUUAUAGGAAACUACAUAGUACUUAGUGCUGCACAAAAAGGUCGAGGUUUGACAUGUAUCAUUCCUAUACUUGUAACAAGUGAAAUCUUAGGUUAUAACAAGAAAUUUUCAAGUCAAAUAUCUUCCAUUUAUACACGGUGGUUUUGUGGGGUGUGUGUCUGGAUAAUUCAAAACCUCACAUGAGCUGAUUAUUCUGUCGUUUGUUUGCUGCAAUAUAUACAAUAGACUGUUUUGUCGCGAA
Cucumis melo (muskmelon) is the source of this 2461-nucleotide messenger RNA. RefSeq names its product serine hydroxymethyltransferase 7-like. The record is from RefSeq and is a predicted model, not a curated record. Gene Ontology annotation, biological process: folic acid metabolic process; tetrahydrofolate interconversion; L-serine catabolic process. Bases 394 to 2142 code for a protein of 582 amino acids. Gene Ontology annotation, cellular component: cytoplasm. The transcript has 4 exons. Gene Ontology annotation, molecular function: pyridoxal phosphate binding; glycine hydroxymethyltransferase activity; zinc ion binding. Lineage: Eukaryota; Viridiplantae; Streptophyta; Magnoliopsida; Cucurbitales; Cucurbitaceae.